Anopheles cruzii is the source of this 4122-nucleotide messenger RNA. Its product is annotated as PHD finger protein 14. The coding region runs from base 1 to 3642 and encodes 1213 amino acids. Gene Ontology annotation, biological process: regulation of transcription by RNA polymerase II. Lineage: Eukaryota; Metazoa; Arthropoda; Insecta; Diptera; Culicidae. The record is from RefSeq and is a predicted model, not a curated record. The transcript is spliced from 5 exons.
AUGCGGAACACAGUGAAGCGUAACCCGGGUAUAACAACACAAGCCCUUCUAGACUUCGACGAUCAUGGCGACUCGUCGUCGGAUUCAGAUUUUCGGAUCGAGGACCACGACGGCGAGAGUGAUGAUUGUUCGACUGGUUCCAACGAAGAUUAUGGUAAAGACAACGACGCAGAUGAUGACGAUGACGAUGAUGACGAUGAUGAGGAUGAUGAGGAUACUGAGGACGACGACGCUGACGAGGACCUAGCGCUUCUUAUCCAAAAUGUCGGCAGAGUUGGAAAUGGGCCACAGGAGCAGCAGCGACAGAAGAAUGAUCAUAACGGUACCGAGGGUAUUGGCGGCACGGAGCAAAGCGAGAGCAAGCUCCCUGGGGUUGACGAUAGUGGUGAAGACGUGAAUGAUGAUGUCGAGGACGGAGAAAAUGCCACUGAUGGUGGUAGCGCAGGAGCCAAGUCCAAAACGGUUGAGACAGCGGCAUUGCAAAACUUUGCCUUGCUACCGGUACGAAAUGUAGCAUCGGAACGGGAAGCAGCCGUGCAGAAACUGUUGGAAAAACCCAUCUGUUGCGCUUGCCUCGGUGACCGUAGUGAUGAUCAGAAUGAAAUUGUCGAGUGUGAUGGGUGCGGGGUGACGGUUCAUGAAGGAUGCUACGGUGUUAGCGAAAGUACUAGUAUUAGCAGUACCAUUUCAUCAUGUUCCACCGAACCAUGGUUCUGCGACGCGUGCAAAGCAGGCAUCGAAAACCCUGAUUGUGAGCUGUGUCCCAACAAAGGGGGUAUCUUCAAGGAGACGGAUGUUGGCAAGUGGGUGCAUUUGGUGUGCGCACUCUACGUGCCGGGAGUCGCCUUCGGCGAUGUGGACCAGCUGUCUUCGGUUACGCUGUUCGAGAUGCCUUACAAUAAGUGGGGUGCCAAAACAUGCAGCCUAUGCGAGGAUGCCCGGCUGGCUCGAACCGGUGUCUGCAUUGGAUGUGAUGCAGGGAUGUGCAAGAUGUACUUCCAUGUGACCUGCGCUCAAUACGUCGGUCUGCUGUCGGAAGCUCAAGCCGAAGAGGCGGAUCAGGCGGAUCCGUUCUACGCUCACUGUCGAAUCCAUUCGGACAAGACACUCAUUAAGCAACGCAAGCGUAACUAUAACGCAAUCAAAAUGAGGGGCGUACGUAGACAGCGGGCUGUAGAAGAAACGCGUCAAAUGCAGAAGCCCUCGCCUGAGCAACUGCGCAUCGACCGUAAGCUUACCAAACACCGGAAUCGCUACGUGCAGAACAACGAAACGAAAAAGCCGCCCUGGGUACCGACACAGAAGAUGCCUCGGCUAUUGAUAACAAGUGCGACCGCUUGCAAAAAAUUAUUACUGAAAACGGAGUUCAUGGGGCUCGACAUGGCCGCAACCGAGUUCCAGGAGGCGCAGAUGGCUGCCCUAAGCGAUGUACGCAAAAAGUGGCACAUCCCGCCGGCGUUCAACGUGGAAUUCACAGGCUACUAUCUUGACCGUUCGAUUCGCCUAGCAGACAUGAAGAAGAAGCUGAAUGAGCAGGAGAUGAUCAACAAACUACUUCUGGACAAGCAACAGAUGCUGCGCAUGAAGUAUGACCGGAGCGUCCAGGAAAAUCAAGAGGUGUUGCGCAAAAACGCAUCAUUGAAAGAGGAAAUUGAUGGCUUGUACGCGCAUUUGUUGGCCCUCUGUCCGAACAAACCACUCGUGCCGGUAGAACAAGUCGGAAGACCCGUACUCCUGCCCCUUCCACCGACAAUGUCGGCGGUAGCAGCGUCUCCGUUAUCCCUGCCCACUGCUCCCUACGGCAAGGGCCAUCAAGGCGUGGUGAUUAAUACGUCCCAUCCUCACUGCUCUACACCGCCGGCUGCUCGUACUAUGACAGUUCCGACGGCGGCUGCACUCAAGAUGGGUGUAGGCUUUCCGCUACAGAAUCUGAUGGUACCCGGCAAGCGGGAUGACACCGGACGCAUACUGAGCACUCAGUGCAAGCAAAACAGUGAAGAUUUGUUAAACGAGUGUGGUAUCUGCAAACGGUGUAGCGAUCAGCAUCUGUUGGCCAAGUGUGACACCUGCUACCUGCACUACCACCUCGGCUGCCUCAACCCUCCGCUGUCGCGCCAUCCGAAAAAGUCGAAGCUGUACGGUUGGCAGUGCUCGGAAUGUGAUAAAUCGGACGAUUCGAAUCCGGAGAGCAUCAUCAUACCGAAGGCACCGCGCAAGUCACGCACCCGCUAUACAAAGGACGGUAUCAUCGUGCCGUAUGAUUUGUCUUUCGGCGAGCAGCAACACUGUGGUAAUGACGGUUGGAAAAAGCUGUUUAAAGCUGAAGCAUUAGAGCAUCCGAUUGGGGUUGGGUCCGGCGGCGUGUGUACACCGACCAAACUUGUGUUACCGGAGGUGGGUGAAAGUCCAUCUCGAGGAGGGUUGCUCACUGGUGAAUCGAUACGCCAAGAGCCCGAUACCGGAAGUCCUACGGCGUCGCCUAAUGCACAGUCUGGUAUCGAAGUUUCUCCGCUUACGUCGACUAAGAUGCCGGGGAAACGAGGACGUAAGAGAAAAGUACUCGACCAUGCAACGGGUUCAGGGCACCUUUCGCUACCGGAAAUCCACCAACAGCAGCCGCUUGCCCUAACUAAUUCGUCACCGGAAGAGGUGAAGCAACAGGAAGUAAGGCUAGCCAACAGAAAGGAUUCACCACCGAACGGCGUGGUUAGGGCAAGUGAUGAAGACGAACUGCCACUGGAUGUAAUGCGCCAGCAGCAGGCACCGACGACCCCGAAAACCACCGGGCUAGAUGAGGUUGGCUCAAGCCCGUGCAAGCACUUACCGCCGGAUGUGGAUGAGUUUGAAGCUCGGCCAGGCCUCGUGCCAAUAUUACUUAUACCUAGGGCGACAGUGACGGAGGAGGAGUUGGCCGCGAUCCCCGGUUUUCGAGAGCAGUCCGAAUUGACAAGUUUCUCUACGCAGCACAAACACAGCAAACGACGAAAGGAAAAGCAUCGAAACCGUUCUCCCAAUGACGAGCGGUUUAUCUCGAAGGAUCAUAAGCGAAAACGGAAGCGCAAGUACCAUGGCUAUCGCGACGGUACGGAUGCUGUGGGCGACGGCAGUUACACAGAUCCGGCUUACGUAGACUGCCGACCACGCAUUAAGAUAAAAAUAAAAUCUGCUUCGGAUGGUUCGAAUACGCAUACAACUCAAAUAUAUUACGUACGUGACGAAACUGUCCCGGAUGACGCUUCGCAUCUGAUCUCGACGCUGGCAGAUAGUUCGUCGCAGAUUGAUUCCUGCAUGAGGAAGCAAGCAAUGAUGUCGCCACCGCAUCGAGUACCUUUUGACAGUACCUCUGCGCGACCGACCGGAGCGCGGCCACGGGUCAAGCGGGACCAGAAUAUCCGCGGCUUUGGAAAUCAUAGUAUUAGCGUGGGAGUAGCGUGCACCAGCGGCCUCGGUACAACCACCUGCGAUGAGUUGAUAUGUGACGUUUGCCGUAACCAAGGGACAUCGAAUGAUAUCGUUCAGUGUGAUGAAUGUCAUAAAAACUACCAUUUUGGAUGUUUAGAACCGCCACUGAAAAAAACGCCCAAACGGCGAGGAUAUUCGUGGCAUUGUGCCGAUUGCGAUCCAACGGAUAUCGAUGAAUGAGUCUACUGAAAAGGUUGGGCGAAUUAAGUGAGUAUAUUUGGGGUUAUUUCAGUCUGGCUACGCUAUCAUAUGCGGGCCCAUUGCGGGAGGUCUUCUGGAUGGUUAAUGAUCAGAUUUCCAACUUUGUCCCGGCAUCAGGUGACCUUAGGUAUAAGUUUCUUUUUUGUGAACCUAUUUUUCUUACUUUUUGCGCUUUUUACUAUCAUGGUAAGGGGUCAUAUUUGGGGUUAUUUUACUCUGGCUACGCUAUCAUAUGCGGGCCCAUUGCGAGAGGACUUCUGGAUGGAUAAUGAUCAGAUUUCCAACCUAGUCCCGGUAUCAGGUGACCUUAAGUAAAAGUUUCUUUUUUGUGAACCUAUUUUUCGUUUUUUUGCGCUUUUUCCUAUUACGUUUUUUACUUUACAUUUACUAUGGUAAGGUUCUACGCUUAUACACGGCCUGCGCCUAGCUGUCAUUGCUUUGUGCACAACCAUUUUUUAU